This is a messenger RNA of Vicia faba (fava bean), 639 nucleotides long. NCBI's taxonomy places the organism in Eukaryota, Viridiplantae, Streptophyta, Magnoliopsida, Fabales, Fabaceae. The record is from the annotation of a GenBank genome assembly.
AUGUUUGAGUUUGAAGAUAAUGUGUGGGAUGGAUUUGAUGAGAUCGAGAAUGAUGAUCUCACAGUCCCCCGUUCUGGUAGCCCACACAAUAAUCAGUUUGUAAUAGAGGGUGAUGGCGGUAAGAAAUCACUUCACGAAUUACAUGGUAUAAGGAGUAGCGAUCGUGUUAGUAGCUAUGAAACUCUGGGUAAAGAGGAAUUAUACUUGCAAAAUAUGGCCCAGAAUGAAAGAAUGCCAGAAAAGGAUUCAUGGUCUGACACACCUGAAGGUGUAUUUUCUUCAUGUGACGGUGACUUGUACAGAGAAGAAAAAAGGCUAACUUCCGAUGAUACAGGCAUGUCUGACCAUUUUUUCAAGAGCAGCAAUAUAGAUUCUGGUGGCAGCGAGCUUUGUGCAGAUGAUACCAUCUCAGAAAACAAGUGUGUGGUGGAAGAUGAUAGUGUGCGCCAACUUCCAAAAAACCACACAUCUCAAGCUGAUAAUGAACUCAACUUUCUUGAUGGGUGGCUGGAUAUGGGAAACUUAGAAGAUGUUGACAGGAUGUUAAGUUGUGAUUUAAAUUUUGGAAUGGAGAGUCUCAAUAAUGAAGAGGAGUUCUGCUGGUUUUCUUCUUCGCAUGGUGCUGAAGGAAAAUAUUGA